Messenger RNA from Eurypyga helias (sunbittern), 1292 nucleotides. RefSeq names its product zinc finger protein 330 (gene NOAZFP). Gene Ontology annotation, cellular component: nucleus. Bases 52 to 1023 code for a protein of 323 amino acids. Gene Ontology annotation, molecular function: zinc ion binding. The transcript has 9 exons. Lineage: Eukaryota; Metazoa; Chordata; Aves; Eurypygiformes; Eurypygidae. The record is from RefSeq and is a predicted model, not a curated record.
UUGUGUGCAUUCACUGCAUACCUAUUUUUUUUUCCCCACAGAUAGUGAAAAAUGCCUAAAAAGAAGACUGGUGCUCGUAAGAAAGCUGAGAACCGUCGUGAACGUGAAAAGCAGAUAAGGGCUUCAAGAGCCAACAUAGAUUUAGCCAAACAUCCAUGUAAUGCUUCAAUGGAAUGUGAUAAGUGCCAAAGGCGACAGAAGAACAGAGCUUUUUGCUACUUCUGUAACGCUGUUCAAAAAUUACCCAUUUGUGCACAAUGUGGAAAAACGAAAUGCAUGAUGAAGUCUUCAGACUGUGUUAUAAAACAUGCUGGUGUGUACAGUACUGGAUUAGCAAUGGUGGGUGCCAUCUGUGAUUUCUGUGAAGCUUGGGUGUGUCACGGGAGGAAGUGUCUCAGCACACACGCAUGUAUCUGCCCUCUUGCAGAUGCAGAAUGUAUUGAGUGCGAAAGAAGUGUCUGGGACCACGGAGGCAGAAUAUUUGCCUGCUCCUUUUGUCACAAUUUCCUCUGUGAAGAUGAUCAAUUUGAACAUCAAGCUAGCUGCCAAGUUCUGGAAGCAGAGACAUUUAAAUGUGUCUCCUGCAACAGGCUUGGGCAGCAUUCGUGCCUGCGCUGUAAGGCUUGUUUUUGUGACGAUCACGUGCGAAGUAAGGUUUUCAAGCAGGAAAAAGGAAAAGAGCCUCCCUGCCCUAAAUGUGGCCAUGAAACUCAGCAGACAAAGGAUCUGAGCAUGUCUACACGCUCUUUGAAGUUUGGCCGACAGACUGGAGGUGAAGAUGCAGAUGGAGCUUCUGGUUAUGAUGCCUACUGGAAGAGCCUCUCCUCCAGCAAGGCUGGAGAUGCAGGUGACCGGGGGGAUGAAUAUGAUGAAUAUGAAGCAGAAGAUGAUGAUGAAGAUGACAAUGAUGAGGGAGGGAAAGAUUCCGAUACUGAGACUACAGAUGUAUUCAGCAAUUUGAAUUUAGGAAGGACGUAUGCUAGUGGGUACGCACAUUACGAGGAACCAGAAGAUGAAGCUUAGUAUGCUGGCAAACGAAAAAGACUUGGGAGGAGCCAAGCAGUGCUUCACUUGAGUUGUGUACACGCCAGUGGGAUAGCUCUAUCAGGUAUUUGCAUAUCAAAGAGAUUAAAGAGUGUGAGACUUCUGCAGUAAAUCCAAGUGAGAUUUUUUUUUUUUUGGUGUAAACCAAUAUUUGUUUUGGGACUGGAGUAGAAAACAAGAAUAUUUUUAUUCCCCUAAACAACAAAAGUAAUUUUGUCCUUGAGUUACUGAGUAUAAUGGUUCAAUGC